UUCUAGUUGGCCAUUUUAAAAACACUGUAGCAAGAGGCAAAAGACAGUAAGACAAACAACAAGACACAAAAGCCGUGCUGUAUGUAUGAGAUCUACUCACUCUCUCUUCCUCUAAUACACCUUCUUCACUCUUCAACGCUGGAUCACCGGAACACUCUCUUUUCCGGUCACCGGAACCACCGUCAAUUCCUAUGUUUCCGGAUCACUUACAUUCCUAACAAACUCACUCACUCUCAUUGAUUCAUCCAAAAUGUUUAGAUGGAGGAGUGAGAAAAACAAGGUCAAAGCCGUUUUCAAACUCCACUUCCAUGUCACUCAGGUGGUGCAAUCUGGUGUGGUUGAUUCUUUGGUACUUUCUAUAGUGCCUGGAGAUAUUGGGAAACCUACUACCAGAUUAGAGAAAGCGGUGAUUAACAAUGGAGUUUGUAAAUGGGAGAAUCCGGUUUAUGAAACUGUUAAGUUUAUUCGUGACCCGAAGAAUGGGAGAUUCGGUGAAAGAGUUUAUUAUUUUGUGAUUUCUACGGGUUUAUCGAAAGCUAGUACGUUUGGAGAUGUUUCUGUUGAUUUUGCUGAUUAUGCAGAAGCUACGAAGAUUUCAAAUGUUGCUCUUCCUAUCAAGAAUUCUCAUUCUGAUGCUGUCUUGCAUGUAUCGAUCCAGAGAUUACAAGAGAAUAAUGAUAAAAGAGAAGAAGAGGAGUGUGAGGAUACCAAAUUGAAACCUAAUGAUAAGAGUUUAAGAACUUAUUUAAGCAAUGGAGAUGCAGUUUCGCAGACUAAAAGUGAUUCUUCUGAAAUUUCACAGGAUGUGUCUGGCAAUGGAAACUCGGAAAGAGCUGGAUUGAGUGCUGAUUGUAGGACAUCUAGUGGAUCUGAUGUUACAUUGUCGAGUUCUGACGGAAGCUUUGGACUUGAUACUCCCCGAGAACUUGGACUACGAAAUACCAGCAUCCAUCCCACAAAAAUCGGUGUUCCUUCAGUUACUAACCACUUUUCUGAGGCUCAUAAGCCUGCGGUAAAUGCUUUAUCAUCAUUGUAUGAUGUACAUCAGAGAUCGUCACACUUCCGAGAUUCUUCAGGCGGGUCAGAGCAUGGUCUCAGUACGGAAGGUUCAAUACAUGGCUCUCACGAUGCUCUUCCUAGGGAAAGAUCCCAUCAGGCAUCCGAUAUAGAGUAUGAAAAGCUCAAGGCUGAGGUUACUGUUUUGGCAAGGCAGGUGGAUGUGUCAGACAUGGAACUUCAGACUCUUCGGAAACAAAUCGUAAAGGAAAGUAAAAGAGGGCAGGAACUUACAAAGGAAGUUAUCAGCUUGAAAGAGGAAAGAGAUACACUCAAGAUAGAAUGCGAAAACUUCAAGUCUUUUCGCAAACGAAGGGACGAUGCCAAAGUGAGUAGCAGGUCACUAAUGGAAAGCGGGGAUCUUCAUACUCUUGUUGAAGAAAUCAGACAAGAAUUAAAUCACGAGAAGGACAUGAAUGCAAAUCUUAGACUACAGUUAAACAAGACACAGGAAUCAAAUGCUGAACUAGUUCUCGCUGUUCAGGAUCUCGAUGCAAUGUUGGAGCAGAAAAAUAGCGAAAUACUUAGUCUUUCCAGUAAUUACAAACAGACUAAAAACUCGCAUGGUUUUGGGAGAAGCGUCUCUAAUUGUGAAACAGAUGAUGAUGAACAAAAGGAAUUGGACGAGCUUGUUAAGAAUCAGAACAGUCCCAAGGAGACACACUUACUCGAGAAAAAAAUCACGGAUCUCUACGGUGAAAUAGAGAUGUAUAGGCGAGACAAAGAUGAGUUAGAGAUGCAGAUGGAGCAGCUUGCACUAGACUAUGAAAUUUUGAAACAGGAAAACCAUGACAUUGCAUAUAAGCUGGAACAAAGCGAACUGCAAGAACAGUUAAAAUUACAGUAUGAAUGCUCUCCUCCUCCUGGCAUAGACGAAUUUGAAACGCAUAUCCAGAAUCUGGAAAAUCAACUCAAGAAACAGUCGGAAGAAUUCUCAAAUUCUUUGGAAACCAUCAAGUCUCUUGAGAACCAAAUUCACAUAUUAGAGGAGGAACUGGAGAAACAAGCACAAGGAUUUGAAUCUGAUUUAGAUUCAGUGACACAUGACAAGGUUGAGCAAGAGCAGAGAGCGAUUCGAGCAGAGGAAGCUUUGCGAUGCACCAGACUUAAAAAUGCUAAUACUGCAGAGAGGCUUCAAGACGAAUUUAGAAAGCUAUCAAUGCAAAUGGCCACGACAUUUGAGGCAAAUGAGACGGCCACCAUGAGAGCGCUUAGGGAAGCAAGUGAACUUCGCGUGCAGAAAAAACUACUGGAGGAAAUGCUGCGUAAUGUCAAAGAAGAGCUUCAGUCAGUCAAAGCUGAUUAUGAAGUAAAAGUGAAUGAACUUUCCGACAAAAUAGAUACCAUGACAGUUCAGAUGCAACAGAUGUUGCUGGAAAUUGAUGACAAGUCCAUGCAACUUGAGAAUCAGAAAAAGCACGAUGAACUUGUUGGCAGGGAUUUCCAGUUGCUAAAAGCUGAGAAUGAAAAGCUUACAGUGGAAAUCUCAUGCUUAUCUGAGCAAGUAAAACAAAAAGAAGUCUCAAGUUCUGACUUGGAACUUAUGAAGAAAUCACUCGAGGAAUAUGAGACCCUCUUAAAUACUCAAAAGGAAGAGAGAAACGAGCUUGUGAGUACAAUUUCCCUGUUGAAGAAGGAAGCAGAACAGUCACUUGAUGAGCUAAAUAGGACGAGGCAUCUCAAAGACGAAGAAGAGAAAGUGGGUAAACUCUUGCAUUCAGAGUUAGAAGCACUUAAAGCUCAAUAUAGUGACCUGGAACGUUCUCAUAUUGAUGAUGAGACUGAGAAAGAAAUACUAAGAAAGCAAAUAUUCCAACUUAACGGUGAACUGAAAAAGAAGGACGAUGCAUUAGCUGAAAAAAGUACUUUAAUUUCUCAGAACUCCAAAGAAAUGACAAACCUGAAAGAGAAAAUACAAACGCUCAAGGACCAGAUAAAGUCAAAAGAUAUUGCCUUGAAAAAAUCAGCAUCUUCACUUUUUGAGAAGGAAAGGGAGCUUCAAUCCAAAAUUGCGGAACUGGAGGACAAAGUGGAGGAACUCAAUCAAAGCAUCAAGGUUGCCGCGGAUAGGAGUUUUACUACUACAAAUGAUACUUCAUGCGCCUUGGAUGAAAAUGACGCGGUAGUGUCAUCACUCAAGAGUCACGCACAUUUGUCCGAGAAAGAAGCAGAAAUACCAGUAGUGGGUAACAACGGCGAUAACCGACUCAGUGAUGUUUUAACUGAAUUAUCAUCAUUGAAAGAAAAAGACAUCUCAAUGAGAACUGAACUAAAAGAGUUACAAGAAAGAUACUCAGAAAUGAGUCUCAAAUUUGCAGAAGUAGAAGGUGAAAGACAAAAGCUUGUCAUGACAGUAAGAAGCCUCAAGAACGCUAGGAAGCACUAAAAUUUCCUUCCUGCUAUUGUAUAGUUGCAGCAUCGAAACACUUUCAAAUGAAUAAUUUAAUGUGUGCCAAGUUAUAUAUACAUCUUAUUCCUUUUUUCUACUCCUUUUAUAGAGUUAUCAUAGCAGUUUGACAGAGUUUGUAAGGUUUAUAAGUAUUGCUUAGUUACCAAUAGUGCUCUCUCUCACUACAAUAUUCCAGUUAGAUCUGGUGAUGAUUUGUUUUUUUUUUUUUUUGAGGUUAUAUAAUAAUAUUCUUUUAUUGUACUAUCCUUUAGUUGAUAUAAUACA
This is a messenger RNA of Vicia villosa (hairy vetch), 3730 nucleotides long. Its product is annotated as intracellular protein transport protein USO1-like. The coding region runs from base 251 to 3442 and encodes 1063 amino acids. The record is from RefSeq and is a predicted model, not a curated record. The transcript is spliced from 9 exons. NCBI's taxonomy places the organism in Eukaryota, Viridiplantae, Streptophyta, Magnoliopsida, Fabales, Fabaceae.